This is a messenger RNA of Coturnix japonica (Japanese quail), 1112 nucleotides long. Its product is annotated as calmodulin, striated muscle. NCBI's taxonomy places the organism in Eukaryota, Metazoa, Chordata, Aves, Galliformes, Phasianidae. The record is from RefSeq and is a predicted model, not a curated record. Gene Ontology annotation, cellular component: myosin II complex. Gene Ontology annotation, molecular function: calcium ion binding.
UCAGCCCCCAGUUAACCCCUGACUAACCAGGGCGUGAGCCUCAUGACAAAACCCACUUGAUGUACGGCCACGUCAGCUCCCUGGGGCCACGAGGCUCAGGAGCCCAGACAAGGUGUCGUGGCUGACUCAGGUUCCCAUCAGCAAGGAGAACAAGGAGCACAUCACAGCUGGGCUCUGCCUGGACCUGCAAGGAGCACAGAGCAGGAAACCUCCUGCGUGCCCCAGCUCCUCCUCCAGGAGCAGGAGAACAGGAAGGAGGAGGCUCCAUCCACACCUCCCCGCCAGCGCUGCGUGCUGGAACAAAGCCGCGUGCGAGCGGGGAGAGCGUGGGACGCCAUGGCCGAGCGGCUGUCGGAGGAGCAGAUCGCUGAAUUCAAAGAGGCUUUUUCCCUUUUUGAUCGGGACGGCGAUGGCUGCAUCACCACAAAGGAGCUGGGCACCGUCAUGCGCAUGCUGGGGCAGAACCCCACCCCCGAGGAGCUGCAGGAGAUGGUGGGAGAGGUGGACGCGGAUGGAAGCGGCACCAUUGAUUUCCCCGAGUUCCUGUCGUUGAUGGCGAGGAAGAUGAGGGACUCGGACAGCGAGGAGGAGAUCCGUGAAGCUUUCCGGGUCUUUGAUAAGGACGGCAAUGGUUACAUCAGCGCGGCGGAGCUACGGCACGUCAUGACCAACCUGGGCGAGAAGCUGACGGAUGAGGAGGUGGACGAAAUGAUCAAGGAGGCAGAUUGCAACAAUGACGGGCAGGUCAACUACGAGGAGUUUGUGAGGAUGAUGACGGAGAAGUGAGCUUCAUCCCCAGCCCAACAGGGAAAACAGAGACCAUGGCUGCCCCCAGCCCCUCAAUCCCCUACCGCCUUCUCUCUGCCAUCCUGGGCUGAAAUAUCAUCUUUUAUCCCAACUGGAGCAUCGCCAACCUACGUCUGUGUUGGAUGCAGGGCAGGGUUUGGGUUAUGAUGGCUUGGGAUGAUGACAGACACUGGGGGGGGAGGGGGGACCAUCCUGCUUCCACCCUCGAGAUGUACCUCUUGUGUUCAUGGAGGUGACGGUGGUCAUUGCUCAUCCAUGAGAAAUGUACUGAGUCCAAUAAAAUGUCCCUCCCCCCCCACGUCUAA